This is a messenger RNA of Pygocentrus nattereri (red-bellied piranha), 2662 nucleotides long. RefSeq names its product trafficking regulator and scaffold protein tamalin (gene tamalin). The transcript has 8 exons. NCBI's taxonomy places the organism in Eukaryota, Metazoa, Chordata, Actinopteri, Characiformes, Serrasalmidae. The record is from RefSeq and is a predicted model, not a curated record. Gene Ontology annotation, molecular function: protein binding. Bases 136 to 1308 code for a protein of 390 amino acids.
GCGUGAGCAGUUGCUGAAGUGGUUUCGUGAAGAAAGCCGAGCGAACGGUGGUGAGAGAGAGAGAGAGAGAGAGAGAGAGAGAGAGAGAGAGCGAGCGUGUUCAUCACUCGCGGUUUUCUCUCUGGACAUCAGAUCAUGAAGAAUAUGACUUUCAGACGAAUCAAGAAACUCAACUCAAACGAGCCGGACGGGGGGUCAGGGGGGUCUUGUCCGGGCAGUGGAGACAUCUACUUCUCCUCCUCCAAGUCAGACAGCUGCAAGACCAUGGAUCCCUCGGGCUCCUCGGACAUUUACAACUACAAGACGCUCGCGUACUCCGGAGGAACUCUGCCAAGAAAUUUCAAGAAGAAUGGUGGGUUACAGAAGUGGAAGCCGCUCACACAGCCGCCAGAGCCAGAAAGGAAGGUGGUGGUCCUGGAGAAGAAAGAGGAUGAAACGUUUGGCUUUGAGAUUCAGACAUAUGGGCUGCACCACCAGGAUGAGAACUCUGUGGAGAUGUGCACCUUCGUCUGCAAAGUCCACGAGGACAGUCCAGCCAAGCUCGCCGGCCUUAAAGUUGGAGACACCAUCGCCUGUGUGAACGAAAUUUCCGUUGAAGGAUUUCGCCACAAGGACAUCGUCCAGCUUGUCAGGUCAUCAGGCAACACCAUUAGAUUAGAAACUGUAUAUAGCGACACUAUAAGGAAAGCAGAACUUGAGGCCCGCCUACAGUAUUUGAAGCAAACGCUGCAUGAGAAGUGGGAUGAGUACCGGUCCCUGAUGGUGCAGGAACAGAGACUAGUUCACGGUAUUGUAAUGAGUGAUGUGGCUGUGUAUGAAUCCUUGGAGUCGGCCGGUAUUUACGGCAGCCUGGGGGCUCCGAGUCCUGUGGUAAUGCGGGCCCUACGUUGCACUGGCACAGGCAGUGCCAACAGCAGCAUCAGCCACCUCAGCUCAGCCACCGGUGACGAUGAUCCACUCUACCAGACCUGCUUCUACCAGGCUGAAAAUGGCAGCAGCAAUGACACGUCCAGUAACCCUGGUGAAGCUUGUAUGGAGAGGCCGCAGUUGGGGCGCCAGCGUCUUCUCCGGCCAGCCAGCGAGCUGUUCGCCUCGGCCAAAACCUCACUGACCCGCAGUGCCAGCACACGCAGCUACCUGAAAGGUUCUUCAUCAUCGUCUUCAUCAGCGCCUAGUGGAGAGAAGCAGCAAUGUGGUGCUUUCAGCUCAUUGCAGAGGAAGCCGAAACAGAAAAGCUUCAGGCGAAGACUUUUAAAGUACAUCCCCGGCCUAAACCGACCUUUAGAGGAGGAAGAGAGCAAACUUUGAAUGUCUCAGGAUUGUACACUUAAACAUGCAGCCAAAGACUGCAAAGCUGAACACCAGGAACAUACCAUUUAAAGAUUGAGACUGCAACAUAAACAUGCAUUCAAAUGCUGUAGUCAGAUAGCUUCUGACAGCUUGGAGAGACCAAAAUGGACACCAGGACAUCCCAAAGAAUGCAGCCUUUCAGCAGAUCCAAAUGCAGGACAAAUGGAUGCUCCAUAGGAACAGUUUUUGCCCUCCUUUGGAAUUGCUUGUUACUUUUGGGAACGCCAGGAGUGCUUCAGUGUAGCUACUAUAAAAAAUGCCUUCAGUUCAUCCAAACCAAGCAUUUUUUUUGCAGUUAUUCACUCUAACAAUUAAUAACGAGUUAAUUUUCCUUUACUUUUGUUAAAAAAAAUAGAGACAGUUUGUGUUUUGAAAUUGAUUGAUCACUUCAGCUGGCCAGUUCUAUAUAGUACACUUUUAAAGAAUGUGCCACACAGGGCUCUUUGAACCCUCUUUUGGUGCCGUAGAAGAACCAUUUUUGGUUCCCCUGAAGAACAGUUUGAAAAAGAAAGCAUGAAGAGCCUUGACAGACGAGUAAAUGUUUUAUACAAAUUCUGUUGUAGAGGUUUUAACUUUAAAAAAGUUCAUGUCACAUCUCAUUUACAAAAUUGGUUCUUCUAUGGCAGUGAUUCCCAACCUGGCCUACAUUUUUGCUCCAGCCCAACUCCUAACACACAGGGAUGAAGAAAAAAAAUUUGGACCAUUAGGCAGGGACAUGAGGAGAAAGUUGGGAACCACAGUUCAGUGGUGUAGAACCCUUUCUGGGGCCCUUAUUUUUGAGAGUGUAGUUAUAUAACCCUUCAUUCUGAAGCAGUUGUUUUCUAAUUUUUAUGCAAGUUAUACUAAUUACCAAGGCUUAUGGUCAUCCAGACACACAAGCAGUCUAAGGCCAAAAUACAGAUAAAAAAAAAACUAAUGUGCAAAAACCACAAAAAAUCAAAAGCCAAAGCAACUAAUAUGUGUCUAAACGUGUCUGCCCAUCUUCCACACUGUCAAACUAACAACUCUGUUACUGUUCCCCAUAUAAGCUCUGCACUCUUGUGAAGUCAGUGAACAUUUGUAUAUAACUUUGGUUUCUAUUACGUCAUUCUAAGUUAUUUAUUUAUUUUGUGUUCUUGUUUGUUUUUUUUCAGGAAGAUGUACAAAAUGAAGGAUUUUUUUGUUGUAUUUUUUUAUCUUAAAAAUGGACCAUUUUAUUGAUCAACGACUUUUUGUAAGUGCCUUUUUUGGCUGUAUUCAUCAGUGUCUUUAAUACUUUUUGAAAAUGGAUCAUGCAGAAAACAAAAUCUUAAAAUAAAUGUGUGCUAUCAUC